Molecule: messenger RNA, 1977 nt
Organism: Myzus persicae (green peach aphid)
Lineage: Eukaryota; Metazoa; Arthropoda; Insecta; Hemiptera; Aphididae
Gene: SerRS
Product: serine--tRNA ligase, cytoplasmic
Exons: 1
Coding region: 103-1587 (494 amino acids)
Biological process (GO): seryl-tRNA aminoacylation
Cellular component (GO): cytosol
Molecular function (GO): ATP binding; serine-tRNA ligase activity; tRNA binding
Source: RefSeq, a predicted model, not a curated record
CUUGCUUACUAUAACUGAUUAUUAUUAUUUUUCGAAAGUCCGAAGACACGUCGUCCGGUUUUCGUGGUCCAUUUGCAGCUAGUGUUCCAACCGCUUGAAAAAAUGGUGCUCGACUUGGACUUGUUCCGGACAGAAAAGGGUGGCAACCCGGACCAGAUUCGUGAGAACCAAAAGAAACGUUUCAAAGACCCGAGUUUGGUGGACAAAGUUGUCGAAGCCGACGGCAAGUGGCGGCAGCUGCGUUUCAAAGCGGACAAUCUAAACAAGUUAAAAAACCUUUGCAGCAAAACAAUCGGUGAGAAAAUUAAAUCUAAGGAACCUCAGCCCAAAGAUGGUGGUGACGUUGCGUCCGAUUUCGUUUUGGACACAAUCACAGUUGACGUUUUGAAACCGUUGUCAGUGGAACAAAUCAAAAAAGUGCGAGUACUCAUCGACAAUGCGUUGACCCAAAACGACAAAGACCUGCUUGACAUAGAGAAAACGCGAAACGAUUCUUUCAAAGAAAUCAGUAAUUUUGUGCAUGAAUCGGUUCCGUUAAGCAAUGAUGAAGAAGAAAACGCUGUUGUUGCCACUGUUGGCGAUUGUUCGGUUAAGAAGAAGUACUCUCAUAUAGAUCUAAUUCACAUGAUCGACGGUGUAGAUGCUGAUUCAGGAACCACGGUAUCGGGCACCCGAGGAUAUUAUCUCAAAGGCCCAGCUGUGUUUUUACAAUCGGCACUUGUCCAAGAAGCCUUGCGCCGAUGGGAUGACAAAGGAUACAAACCAUUGUAUACACCGUUUUUCAUGCGAAAAGAAAUUAUGCAAGAAGUUGCUCAACUUGCUCAGUUUGAUGAAGAACUAUACAAGGUAAUUGGCAAAGGUAGUGAAAAAGUUGGUGAUCAUAAUUUAGAUGAAAAAUAUUUGAUUGCCACUUCUGAACAACCAAUAGCAGCACUUCAUCGUGAUCAAUGGUUACCUGAAGCUAGUUUUCCCAUUCGCUAUCUUGGAGUAUCGACGUGUUUCCGACAAGAAGUUGGAUCUCAUGGAAGGGACACAAGAGGAAUAUUCAGAGUACAUCAAUUCGAAAAAGUUGAACAAUUUGUUUUAACUUCCCCUUUUGACAAUCAAUCUUGGAUUUUAUUUGAUGAAAUGAUUAAUAAUUCAAGACAGUUUUAUGAUGAAUUAGGCAUUGCUUACAGAGUUGUUAACAUUGUAUCUGGUGCAUUGAAUCAUGCUGCAGCCAAGAAACUAGACUUGGAAGCAUGGUUUCCUGGAUCUGGAGCAUUCCGUGAAUUGGUGUCUUGCAGUAAUUGUUUGGAUUAUCAAUCAAGAAGAUUACUAGUACGAUAUGGUCAAACAAAAAAAAUGAAUGAAAAAGUUGAUUAUGUGCAUAUGUUAAAUGCUACUGCAUGUGCUACAACUAGAGUAAUCUGUGCUAUUUUGGAGACGUAUCAGACCGAAACAGGAAUCAAAGUGCCAGAAAUAUUGAAGAAAUAUUUGCCAACCAGAUAUCAAGAUGAGAUUCCAUUUGUGAAAUCGGCACCCAUUGAUGAAGAAGAUACAAAGAAACAAAAAAAACAGAAAGAGGGAAUGAAAAAUAAAAAAUAAAUUUUUUUUUAAAUUGUUCAACAUUUCAUGUAUCAAUAAAAAUGUUUAAUAUUUAAUUUUACUUGAAUGGGUAAAUAAAUUAAUAUGCUAUUACAUCAUAAAUUAUCCUAUUUAAGGCUUAUGACUGGUACUAAGCUAAACAACUUAUGUAUAGCUUAAAUAUGUAUUAUUUUGUACUUUUUACAUGCAUACAGUUCUAUUAAAUAAUUUGUGAUUUGUAUUAGGUCUAAGAUUUAGAUAAAAGUUGAAUUUAAUUAAUAGAUCUUAUAUAGAUAAAGUAAUAUAACAAUUUGAGGAAUCUAUAUUGGUAUGAGAUUGUUAUGAUAUUAUUGCUUGUACUGCACAAUAAUAUUGUAAUUAAAAAUAAAUAAUUUUAUAUACACUAAUUAA